Messenger RNA from Salvelinus fontinalis (brook trout), 1600 nucleotides. Its product is annotated as mothers against decapentaplegic homolog 1-like. Gene Ontology annotation, cellular component: heteromeric SMAD protein complex. Gene Ontology annotation, biological process: regulation of transcription by RNA polymerase II; cell differentiation; BMP signaling pathway. Gene Ontology annotation, molecular function: RNA polymerase II cis-regulatory region sequence-specific DNA binding; DNA-binding transcription factor activity, RNA polymerase II-specific; I-SMAD binding. The coding region runs from base 208 to 1044 and encodes 278 amino acids. The transcript has 3 exons. NCBI's taxonomy places the organism in Eukaryota, Metazoa, Chordata, Actinopteri, Salmoniformes, Salmonidae. The record is from RefSeq and is a predicted model, not a curated record.
UUCAGAAGUUCUGUCCUGAAGCUUUGAAGACCGAGGACUACCCAGCCAUCAGUGGCACCUAAAAAAAUACAACAGCAGCUUUUAACCUCCAACUUUUUCCCCCACCAAGUGGACUAUCUCUCCAUUGUAAAACCUAACCCCGCACACUCACGUGUAGCGCCCUGACAACGCUACGGUCGCAAAGAGGCGACAGACACAAACGUCACCAUGAACGUCACCUCCCUGUUCUCCUUCACCAGCCCGGCCGUCAAGCGCCUCCUCGGCUGGAAACAAGGAGACGAAGAGGAAAAAUGGGCGGAGAAAGCCGUGGACGCGCUGGUGAAGAAACUGAAGAAGAAGAAGGGAGCAAUGGAGGAGUUGGAGAGGGCUCUGAGCUGCCCGGGUCAGCCCAGUAACUGUGUCACCAUCCCUCGCUCCCUGGAUGGAAGACUCCAGGUGUCCCACAGGAAAGGCUUACCCCAUGUUAUCUACUGUAGGGUGUGGAGGUGGCCUGACCUGCAGUCUCAUCAUGAGCUCAAGGCUCUGGAGUGCUGUGAGUACCCGUUUGGCUCCAAGCAGAAGGAUGUCUGCAUCAACCCGUACCACUACAAGAGAGUGGAUAGUCCAGUGCUGCCCCCAGUGUUGGUCCCGCGGAAUAGCGAGUUCAAUGCCAAACACAGCAUGCUACCACGCUUCCGCAACCCUCUGCACCAGAACGAGCCCCACAUGCCCCAGAACGCCACCUUCCCAGAGUCCUUCUCCCAGGCGAACACCCUGAUGAACUUCCCCCAGACACAGACACACUCCCCUGGGGGUAACAGCUACCCCGGCUCCCCUGGUAGUGGCAGCAGUGCAACCUUCCCCCACUCCCCCACCAGCUCUGACCCAGGCAGCCCAUUUCAGAUGCCAGGUGAGCCGCCAGGUCAGAUGCCAGAGACCCCUCCUCCAGCCUACUUGCCCCCAGAAGAGCGGAUGACUCAGGACUGCCCCCAGCCCAUGGACACCAACCUGAUGGUCCCCGCGUUGCCCCUGGAGAUCAGCAACAGGCCAGGUAAUCAGCUGUGACAUCACCCACUUAGAGCUGUCAGCGGCCCCACCAGCUCGUACUACAGGUGCAAGGGGUUUUCUGGGUACAAGUACGCAACCAUGACACACUGCUUUUUAUUUGUCGUGGUGAAUCAAACUCAGUUUUAAUAGGCUAUGUAGUUGAAAAUAACACUUGAAAAGUAGUCGUGGUUGUUGGGGUUUGUGGUAGAGUUCAUUAAAGUUCUCAUGCAUGCAGUAAAGCUAGUAAGAAAAACGGAUGUAGGUGCUUUAUCCCUCUGUUAAAAUAAGGGGUGAUUCAUGUGAUGACCUUCAAAAUUGCACAUCAUGAGUUGGAAAAGAUUAGCUAGAAAACAAUUUCCUUCAUAUAUUCAAUAAAAAGAGAAUUUAUAGGGAAUUUUAUAUGAUCAUUAAUGCAGGGUAAAUGGGAAAAUAACAUGAAUGCGUAUCCAUGUUCAGAAAAACAGAGUAUCUCACACCAUUUUGAGGCAGUAGGUUUUAGAUUUCAGUAUGAUGAACACAAAAGCGUCAGUCUAUACAUGCAACCCAGAGGAAAGAUCAGUGAGUCUGCCAAUUA